UUUAGCUUCACUAUGCGCUGUGGGUAGGGAACUGUAUCAUGUGACCAUCCACUGAGAUUUGAUUUCAAGCCACAUAACGAGAAGCCAGGCUGGGUGAACCUCCUGUAUGGGCGGUUCACUGUUGGGAUGUGAACACCUGGAUGGGGCAACACGACGCAGAAACAUGAGGGAGCCACCGUUGCCACACCGGUGCUGCUGGAGUUUUGGCUGAAGAGUCCCAUCUGAGUGCUGGGUGUCCGAUCUCUCGUGUACAGAGCGCGUCUUCCAUGGUGGAGGCCGCGGAGGCGCAAGUUUUAGAGGCACUCGUCGCCAAGCUGAAGGAGGACCCAUCGCUGAUCUACGAUCCGAAGCUCGCAGUCUUCAAGGACUUCAUCCUGAGCUGGGGUGCAAAGGUGCCAGAGGCAAAACCGCAACCCAAGCCGCAAGCCAAGGCACCUGAGCCUGAACCUGCAAAGGUCGAGGAGGAAGAAGAGGAGGAGGAGCCCGAAGAGCCUGAGGAUCCUGAUCCUGACAGACUCGAGAAGGAUCCUGAGCCCUAUCCUUCACCCGGACCGGCUGGGGAGUUAGACCUGACCGAUGACCAGCUCAACAAGCAGGGCGAGCUCAAACAGGCUGCGGCAGAAGCUUUGGAGGAUGGGGAUUUGGCCAAAGCAGUGGAGAAGAUGACCCAGGCCUUUGAGAUCGGCAACGUCUCGGCCAUGAUGUGCUCAGCCUCAGAACAGAGAUCGUUCAAGUCGGGUGAAGAUCUGACAGUUGAAGUGGGGAGUUCGGACAGAUGCACAGAAGGAUGACUCUGUCUAUUUGUUUUUUCGAUCCUUCUUGUGAUGGGGUUGUGAAUAUCAAAGGUACACCCAACACUGGAGGUGUUCUGCAUCCCUUGGGAAGACGUCGAGGCAAUUUCAUGGGCCAUAAGAUGGUGAUGCCCACUUAGUAGGUUUGCCUUUCUUCCUAUUUGGGUGCAGAUAGAUUGUCCAAGAUUUGGCCGUCAUGUUUUGACAUGGCGCUCUGACCCACAGGGAAAGAGUGCCUUACCCGAUUCCAC
Molecule: messenger RNA, 1042 nt
Organism: Durusdinium trenchii
Lineage: Eukaryota; Dinophyceae; Suessiales; Symbiodiniaceae
Source: the annotation of a GenBank genome assembly